CCUCCAACAGGUGCAACAGCAGUGAUGCGCUCCUCGAGAGCUCUACGAUUAUUGCGAGCCCGUCCAACGACAUCACACGGCUUUUGUCGCGGGGCACCAAGGCCGCAGGUCAUUCGACAUGGCUAUUGUACCUCGUGCGAGACGCCAGCUGCGGCCGACAGCAAGGCCAAACCCACCAGCAAUCCCCUAACUGACCAUCGACACCUGGGCGUCGAGCAGGAACUCUUCACGACUUCCGUAUACAGCCCUGGGUCGCCUCUUUUUCUGCCAAAAGGCGCUCGGAUGUUCAAUAAGUUGACCAAUUUUCUGCGAGCACAAUACGAACAUUUCGGAUUUCAGGAAGUUAUUACGCCUACGAUCUACAAGAAGUCAUUAUGGGAGAAAUCAGGACACUGGGAGAACUAUGCCGACGAUAUGUAUUCUGUCACAGGCCGGGGAGCAGCAGGCGAAAAAGAAGGGCGGCAGGCCGGUGAGGACGAGGAGUACGGGUUGAAACCCAUGAAUUGCCCAGGUCAUUGUCUUCUUUUUGCAUCGAAGCAACGAAGUUAUCGAGAGUUACCUAUACGGUAUGCCGAUUUCAGUCCAUUGCAUCGGAACGAAAUAUCCGGCGCUUUGAGUGGGUUGACGAGGGUCAGGAGGUUUCACCAGGAUGACGGGCAUAUAUUUUGUCGGCCUUCGCAGAUUCGUGAGGAGAUAUCAAGGACUUUGGAUUUUGUGAAGUUAACAUACGAUGUACUCGGCCUUGGUCCAUAUAGAUUGGCUUUGUCUACGCGUCCGAAGGACCAAUUCAUUGGGACGCUCGAGGAGUGGGACAACGCGGAAGAGGCUCUGAAGCAGUCAUUAGAUGCGAGUAACCUGAAAUGGACUCUGAAUGAGGGCGAUGGUGCUUUCUAUGGUCCAAAGAUUGAUAUAAUUUUACAAGAUUCAGACGGGAAGGAGCACCAGACUGCUACGAUACAGCUCGACUUUCAGCUCCCAAAGCGCUUUGAACUUGAGUAUCAAGCGCCAGCCCCAGAACUCGAGAAAAAGGGACUGACAUCGGCGGACCCGGAUCAUUCGCAAGGUUCAGCCACACCAGUUCUCAUACAUCGAGCUGUUUUGGGCUCCGUCGAAAGAAUCAUGGCGCUCUUGAUUGAGAAUUACCAUUCAAGAUGGCCUUUCUGGUUAAAUCCGCGUCAGGUUAUCAUACUCACCAUUAACGAUGAUGAAAAAAUUGUCAAGUGGGCUCGCCAUGCUGCGCGGGUCAUCAGCGGAUACGAUACCCAAUACACGCAGGAAGAUUUCUCCGAAGCCGAAAUCAAGGCCAGCCAUUUCCACGGGUCCUCGAUCUCAGUUGAUGUUGAUGAUAGUGCUCGAUCGCUGGGUAAAAAGCUAUCCGAGGCAAAGAGAAAACGAUAUGGUGUCAUUGCAAUCGUUGGCAAAGACAACCUUAACAUGCUGAACGUCACUGUUGACAUGACUGGAAUUUCGGAUCGUCGCGAUCUUAUUCGCAAUAAUGAAAUUCUUCGGACAGAGGUGGAACGGGAGAAGACGCGCAAGAAGGUGGAGGUGGAGGAGAAGAGGGGCCCUUCACCACCCCUGGAGGCGGCGGAUCUCAAAAAGCUUACGAUAUCCCCCUUAAAGUUGAGGCAGGUGCUGGCCAGCCUAGAGGAGUCCUUUCUCUGAAUGUACAAAUACUUGUUGUGGACUAUAGAUCUGUAAAAUAUAUGUAUUCCAUCCGAGCUGCAUGCUUCAGGGAAACCCAUUGCCACUUUUCCAUGUCGACUGUUCGAUGCUGACUAUGUACCUCACGAGCAAAUCAAGACUCCUCUGACUCCCAAG
Amorphotheca resinae ATCC 22711 is the source of this 1821-nucleotide messenger RNA. RefSeq lists its product as hypothetical. The record is from RefSeq and is a predicted model, not a curated record. Gene Ontology annotation, cellular component: cytoplasm. NCBI's taxonomy places the organism in Eukaryota, Fungi, Ascomycota, Leotiomycetes, Helotiales, Amorphothecaceae. The transcript has a single exon. Gene Ontology annotation, biological process: threonyl-tRNA aminoacylation. Gene Ontology annotation, molecular function: threonine-tRNA ligase activity; ATP binding. The coding region runs from base 25 to 1665 and encodes 546 amino acids.